AUGGCUGGCCCUUUUCUUUCGCCGAUGCCUGGUGAUUUAUUAAACGAGUACAUGUUCGGUAGACGGCGGCAAAGGCGAAAUCGUACUACUUUUACUCCACAACAGUUGCAAGAGUUGGAACAACUGUUCCAUAAAACGCACUAUCCUGAUGUUUUUUUACGUGAAGAGAUCGCUCUACGGAUUAGUUUAAGUGAAGCUCGUGUCCAGGUUUGGUUUCAAAAUCGUCGUGCCAAAUGGAGAAAACAUGCUCGUUUACAAUUGCUACAAGAUGCUUGGCGAAUGAGAUGUUUAGGCAUUGGUACCGCGCAAAUGGUCAUCGAUUCUCAAGCAGCGACCAACGAUAAUAACAAUAUUCUUAAUGGAUCUUCCAAUUGUUCCAACGAGCAUCAAAUUUCACAAAGCGGUGCAACAUCUUGUUUAACAGAAUCUGAAUUCCCCCUUAUGCAUCCGGCGUUUAAAAAUAUAAAUAAUUUUAAUAUCUCCAGCAAUGGAAAUAAUACAUCAAGUAUAGAACAAAAAGGAGGUACAACAUCGGAGGUACCUGUUACAAAUUUCAAUUUCAUUUCCGAUACUAAGUCACCCGACCGAAAGGCCAAAUCAAUUCAUCGAUGCAUUAACAAAAACUUCUACAGAGAGCCUACUCUAUCGAAUUCAAUUAACAUGGAACGACGGAAAUCAUCCCAUCAUCGAUCAUCAAUGAAUACAAAUUCAAAUGAUUCAAACACAAGUUGCACAUCGAAUGCAUCAGAAGAAAUUGAUCUUACCACUAACGUAAAUUGCAUAGAUUAUUCAUGUAACAAUACAAAUAAAACAUGA
Molecule: messenger RNA, 816 nt
Organism: Anopheles cruzii
Lineage: Eukaryota; Metazoa; Arthropoda; Insecta; Diptera; Culicidae
Product: homeotic protein ocelliless-like
Exons: 3
Coding region: 1-816 (271 amino acids)
Biological process (GO): regulation of transcription by RNA polymerase II
Molecular function (GO): RNA polymerase II transcription regulatory region sequence-specific DNA binding; DNA-binding transcription factor activity, RNA polymerase II-specific
Source: RefSeq, a predicted model, not a curated record